UGACAGCUGUGCGCUGUGGCUGUUGCUAAAGGGAGGAGAAAAUCUCACGACGGAGGGCUUUUUAUCUCGUUCAUUCGCAGCUAGGACCUUUGGAGGACUCAAACGAGAACUAAACUGUAAAACCCACCCAUACCAGUCGCGACUGAAUUCAGUACUUCACACCCAGCCGUCAAAUUAGUCGCGCCGUGGCUCAGCUGAACGAUGGUGAAGCCAGACAUUCACACUCUGGCCCACCACCUGAAGCAGGAACGGCUGUACGUGACGUCAGAGAAGCAGCUCAUCCAGCGGCUCAACAACGAGGUGCUUAAAACAGCAGAGAGGCUCUACCGCGCAGCCUGGAUCGCCAAACAGCAAAGGAUCAACCUCGACCGCCUCAUCCUCACCAGUGCGGAGGCCUCUCCUGCAGAAUGCUGUCAGCAUGCCAAGUUUCUGGAGGACACACAGUUUGUGGAUGGUUAUAAGACACUGGGCUUUCAGGAGAGCAUCUAUGGGGAGUUCUUGGGCCGCUUGAGGGAGAACCCGCGAUUAGUGGCAUCCUGUUUGGUGGCAGGAGAGAGACUCAAUCAUGAGCACACGCAGGGGGUCAUACACACAGUCUUCACCUCGCUCUAUGGCAACUGCAUCAUGCAAGAGGAUGAAUGCUACCUGCUGCAGGUGCUACGUUAUUUGGUGGAAUUUGAGCUGAAGGACAGUGACAACCCUCGUCGUCUGUUACGGCGAGGCACGUGUGCCUUCAGCAUCCUCUUCAAACUCUUCACCGAGGGCCUGUAUUCAGCUAAGCUUUUCCUCACUGCAACCCUCCACGAGCCCAUCAUGCAAUUGCUGGUGGAGGAUGAGGACCAUCUAGAGACAGAUCCAGCCAAACUGAUAGAACGGUUUACCCCGGCCCAGCAGGAGCGCCUGUUUGGGGAGAAAGGCACAGAUGAAUACCGCAGAAAAGUUCAGGCAGCGGUGGAGGCCAACGAAGCCAAGCUGGUGGCCCUGGUCAACACCUUUAUCGGCUACCUGAAGCAGAACACCUAUUGCUUCCCACAGAGCCUGCGCUGGAUUGUGUCUCAGAUGUAUACGACGCUGGCACGUGUGGAAAGGUUAGAGGUCGGGGAGGUGAGGACGAUGUGCACCGACUUGCUGCUCACAUGCUUCAUCUGUCCAGCCAUCGUCAACCCUGAACAGUAUGGCAUCAUCUCCGAUGCACCCAUCAAUGAGGUGGCACGUUUCAACCUCAUGCAGGUGGGGCAGUUGUUGCAGCAGUUAGCAAUGUCUGAUGCAGAUGAUGGAGAUCCUCGACGUAAAAGCAGUUUAUCCAAGUUUGAUAAGAUGUGUGUUGCUGCCUUUUUGGACAUCGUCAUUGGUGGAAGAGCUGUCGAGACUCCACCGAUGUCGUCAAUGAAUUUACUGGAGGGCCUUACGCGGACGGUGGUUUACAUGACUCAUAAUCAGCUUUUAGCUCUGGAGGACUUUGUGCGUAGUGUCACUGCAGGAGAUCAGCUCAGAGAAGAAGACCACCUGGCUCUGGAAACCCUAAUAGCCAAUGUACCUCAGUCCCGCACGACAAAGAGCAACAGCCUGGAGCUCACACCUUCUAACACACCCCAGCUCUCCCCAACUACCACACCCGCCAACAAGAAGAACAGACUCCCUAUUGGCUCUCGCAGCCGAAGCCGUUCCAGCAUGGCCCAGGAGGGAGAGACUGAAGCCAGCUCUCAGGAGUCUCUGCAGGAGGUCACACCUGAAGAAGUGCUAGUCAUCUCGCUGGGAACCUCACUGCAGACCGUACCUGGAAUGAUGUCUGAAAACGAGGUUCUGACACUGCAUCUUGGAGAUGGUGGACAAGGAGACGCCCCUGUUGAUGACACCAAACUGCACGGCAAACCUGAUAAAACGCUGCGCUUCUCACUCUGCAGUGACAACCUGGAGGGCAUUUCUGAGGGGCCUUCUAACCGCUCCAAUUCAGUUUCUUCUUUGGACUUGGAGGUAGAGUCUGUGUCAGAAGGAGGACCAGGGCCGUCUGGUAGCAAUGGUGCAGAGGCCUUGCAGCUACUGGAACAUGAACAAGCCACUACACAGGAUAAUUUGGACGAUAAGCUGCGUAAAUUCGAGAUUCGGGACAUGAUGGGACUAACAGAAGACAGAGACAUUUCUGAGACUGUCAGUGAGACUUGGAGCACUGACGUCCUGGGCAGUGACUUUGAUCCCAACAUGGAUGAGGACCGACUGCAGGAGAUAGCAGGGGCUGCUGCGGAGAACGCAUUGUGCAGCAUGCUGUGUCUGCCGGUGCUUCUGGACCCGUACGGUUCUACCAUCUCAGAGACGGCGAGUGAGGCGUGGAGCGUGGAGGUUCUGCCGAGUGACUCAGAAGCUGCAGACCUGAAGCAGGAAGAACGACUGCAGGAGCUGGAGAGCUGCUCAGGUGUGGGUAGCACUUCAGAUGACACCGAGGUCAGAGAGGUCAGCUCCCGGCCCAGCACCCCGGGACUCAGUGUCGUUUCAGGCAUCAGUGCCACGUCAGAGGACAUCCCCAAUAAGAUUGAAGACCUACGCUCAGAGUGCAGCUCAGAUUUUGGAGGCAAAGACUCCGUGACCAGCCCAGAUGGAGAGGACUCUGCUCAUGGAGCUCACAGUCUAUCCUGUGCACCCUCUCAAGCAGAUUCACUGCUGGCCAUGUUCGAUCCCCUCUCCUCUGGAGAAGGUUCGUCCACUGGCACCAUCGUGCGGCCCAAGGUGCACUAUCCCCGGCCCCCUCACCCUCCCCCUGACCCGCCUAUUCCAGAGGCCAGCAUUAUGGGCCACCAGGAGCCUCGUCCACCCCUCUUCGCCCCCCACUUGGUGCAGAGUGACCUGGAGCAUCCCAAACAGAGGCACUCUUACCCUGAAAGGCUGGUCAGGAGCCGCAGCACAGAUGUGGUGUCCGCUGGCCGCAGACCCAACAGUGAUCCCGGACUGAACCGCAGGACCAUGAUGGAGGAGAGAGACCCGGCUGGGGCUUAUUCCACAGGACCCACCUCCUCUCCCAGCAAGGAUUCUCUCAAAGGAGAGUCUGAGGACAGAAAGGACAGCGAUGAUGAGAAGUCUGAUAGGAACAGACCCUGGUGGAAGAAGCGCUUUGUUCCUGCCAUUCCUAAAGUGCCGAUCGCAGGACUCCGAAAGCGGGACAAGCCAGAAAAAGACGAGCAAGGAGUGGAAAGGGUACCACAAGGUAUACCAGAUGAGCCUUCAGCGCUCAGGCAGAGCUCUAAGACCCAGUCAGCAGAGGCAAUAAUGGACAAGUACAAGUACAUCAUGGAGAAACGACCCACCCACAGUGAUGGGGCACUUGCUGGAACUUAUAUUGGACAAGAGCCUUGUAGAGAAGUAGACAGUGAGCACGACUCCCCUAAAGAUGAAGCUCUGCAGAACAUCUCUGCAGAUGACCUUCCAGACUCUGCCAGUCAGACAGCGCCACCUCAGGACAAGACAUUCUCCUUCAGUGAUAUUAAGAAAAAGCUACGCCUGGCGCUGUGCUCUGCAGAUUCAGUUGUAUUUCCCAUCAUUCCACCGGCAACAACACGUAACGGUCUCCCAGACCAUGCAGAUCCUGAAGACAACGAGAUUGUGUGCUUUCUGAAGGUGCAGCUGGCGGAGGCCAUUAACCUGCAGGAUAAGAACCAGAUGGCUCAGAUCCAGGAGACUACGCGCUGCGUCAGCCACCUCGACCCCCGCACCUGCAGAAGACUGCUCAGUGCCAUGGCAGAGGACUACAAAAUCACCAUCUUCAAACUGGCAUUCUACCCCAAUCAGGAUGGGGACAUCCACAGAGACGAGCUAUUCCUGGAGCACAUUCAGCGUCUGUCCAAAGUGGUGACGGCCAAUCACAAAGCCCUGCAGAUCCCGGAGGUCUAUUUGAAGGAGGCACCAUGGCCCUCAGCACAGGCUGAGAUCAGGACCAUCAAUGCCUAUAAGACCCCACGAGAUAAAGUACAGUGUAUCCUGCGCAUGUGCUCCACAAUUAUGAACCUGCUCAGCCUGGCCAAUGAGGACGCUGUACCCGGGGCUGACGACUUUGUCCCUGUGCUCGUCUUUGUCCUGAUUAAAGCAAACCCUCCCUGCCUUCUGUCCACCAUUCAGUACAUCAAUAAUUUCUACGCCAGCAGACUGAGCGGGGAGGAGUGCUAUUGGUGGAUGCAGUUCACUGCCGCCGUGGAAUUCAUUAAAACCAUCGACGAUCGCAAGUGAAGCAGAACAGCCACCUGUAUGGGUAGACUGUAGGAAGGAGAGAGAGAGAGAGGACAGCGCGGACGACUACUCUCCCCUUCAUCGAGAACGCACAGCGUGGCAUCGCCUCAGUCUGUAUAGCUGUACAUAGAGGCAAAAACACUUCAAGUUUAAAAUCGAUCAAACAUUAGAUAUGAUCAUGACAGGUUUUACUGCGCUGGGGUAUUAAACAAAUGAAAACAAAUAAUGCGGCAGGUGGCGACAUUGCCACUCUCUACUGAUCUCGCUUAUAACCCACGUCUUUUUCUGUAGUACUGGGGAGGUGCUGGGGCUUAGAAUCAAAUUUUAUAUUAAACACAGAUUUAGCAAGUAAUUAGCUCUGUUAAAACAUACCUAUCAAAUGAAAAAGGGACCAGGAACUACCUGCAUCGAUCAUGUGUCGGGACGCUUCUGAGGGGAAUCCAUGAUUCUGUCCUCCUUGUAUAAACCGUGCAAUCUCACCCCGUUCAAAGCUAACAGUCACACGCCGAGUCAUAUCAAAGUACGCAUCACUAUAGAUGCUGCCAGUGUAUCAAUGUUACAGUUUCUCAAAUUAAACAUGCCAUUAUUUUAAUAGGGCAGCUUGUUCUAUGAAUGUAAACAGGUGUUGUCAUUAUUGUACAUUCAUUCUUUCCUACGUUUCCCAGACAAUUUGGAAAUAAGGGCCCACAUAUUUAUAUAAAAUAAAAUGUAUUUAUUACUUAACUCCUGUAUUUAAUGUUUUAUUAUAUUUACUGACUUGUUCCAUGAAUUAGUUGUUGGGCAGAUGCACACGGUUCAGUUGAGGAAACAAGUUCUAGAAAUGUUUCAGUCUCACAGAGAGCUGCUAAAACAGGGUGUCUUCACAUUAGCGGAUAGUUGUAAAUUAGUGCCUUGCAGAUAUUUGCAGUAACACUUGUUCUUUUAGUUGUGGUGGAUUUUCUGCCACAUUUUGCGUUUCUUGCGUCUUUCAUUGAAGUGAAGAAGUCGGAUCUGUCAAAGUCAAGCCUGGCUAAACGUCACUAUGCUAUUAAUAACAAACCUGAAAUAAAAAGUACAGCAUGCCAAGUAGAAACACCCCCCACAUUUGGACGUUCAGUAUGUGGAUUGUUAUUUGUGUUGAAUAGGUGGAGAAUUGACUGCUGGGUCUUACAGUAUGGUCUUAGAUGAUAGUUAUUGCUUGUGUCCCCAAGAUAUAUUUUUGCUGAGUUUGCUGUUGACCUUUUCUUGUCUUUAAAUUCCAUGUAUUGUUUCAGAGUUCUUACUUUUGUAGGAUUAAAUCACUGUUAUUUUUAUAAUGCAGUUCCCAAGUAGAGCUAUGAGUUAGGAGGAACAUUUUUGUGUAAUUUGAGGUUUACUCUCAGAAAAAAAAAAUUGCAAAAAUAGGGGUACAAUAGCUUGUCACUGGGACCUACCCUCAAAGGGACACCAUAUUUACCCCUAAAAGGUUCAUAGUAGUACCUUAAAUGCACAUAUUAAUACUCUAAGGUACAAAUACACAACUAUUAGGGGUGGAUAAGGUACAAACCGGUCCCUUUAAAAGUACUGCCCCAGAGACAAGCAUCAAUUUUUGCAUUUUUUUCUAACACUGUGUUUUUUGAGCUUAGAUGGCAAAGAACAUUUUAACACUGUGGCAUCAUUAUCAAUGCUAGUGUAUUGAUGUUGAGGAGAAUAUAUGUAUUGAUACAGGCUACCUUGUGUCAUAACCCCGUCACAGCUAGCACAUAUUCUUCAUAACAGUUUUUGCUGUUGAUAUCAAAUGAAUAACAGCACAGUAUAUUAUUUAAACAGGAAUAUCAAUAACAUCAUGCUCUGUGUCAUUCUUAAAUGAUCUUUAUUAGAUCCAAACUUCCCACUAACGUUUGCACACGAGUAGAGCUAGGGAAAACGAAAUGUAUCCUUAAUAUUUUAUGUGGUUGUCAGAGUUUCCCGCUUCAAAUCUGUCUGUCAGUGUUGCUCCC
Messenger RNA from Sinocyclocheilus rhinocerous, 6170 nucleotides. Its product is annotated as GTPase-activating protein and VPS9 domain-containing protein 1-like. Bases 202 to 4212 code for a protein of 1336 amino acids. Gene Ontology annotation, molecular function: guanyl-nucleotide exchange factor activity; small GTPase binding. Lineage: Eukaryota; Metazoa; Chordata; Actinopteri; Cypriniformes; Cyprinidae. The record is from RefSeq and is a predicted model, not a curated record. The transcript is spliced from 26 exons. Gene Ontology annotation, cellular component: cytosol; endocytic vesicle. Gene Ontology annotation, biological process: vesicle-mediated transport; regulation of GTPase activity.